Molecule: messenger RNA, 738 nt
Organism: Lingula anatina
Lineage: Eukaryota; Metazoa; Brachiopoda; Lingulata; Lingulida; Lingulidae
Product: organic cation transporter protein-like
Biological process (GO): transmembrane transport
Cellular component (GO): membrane
Molecular function (GO): transmembrane transporter activity
Source: RefSeq, a predicted model, not a curated record
AUGCAUUUGGACGGGCUUCUGCAGGUUAUCGGAGAGUUUGGUACUUACCAGAGACGACAGUAUUUUCUGGUAUGUCUUGUUGGGUUAUAUGCAAUAUUACCCCUACUGGCGACGGUGUUCCUGGCGGCAACGCCCAAACAUCACUGUAAACUGCCCGCUGAGCACGUGGCGCGCGCGGAGAGGGUCUACGGCAACCUUUCCCACGAGGAGCUGCUCAACCUGUCCAUCCCUUGGGAAGAAAACGGCGGCCAACUGACUAGAAGCAGUUGUAAGCUUUAUCCAUGGACAAGGCCUAACCAAACUCUCACCUCCUAUAAUGAGACGCACUCUGUUCCAAGUGUUAACGAGACAGAAAGCAUAGCGUGUCCUCUGGGACUGGAAUAUAGCCAGGAUAUUUAUACAUCAACGGUGGUGUCAGAGUUUGAUUUGAGCUGUGGAAGAGAGUGGAUGGUGGGCGCCAGCCAGUCCGCGUUCUUUGUAGGGAAAGUGGUGGGAGACGCUUUAAGUGGGACCAUAAGUGAUAGGUUCGGCAGACGACCUACGUUCCUGGUGGCCGUAAUGUUGUCGGUGUCAGUGGGUGUAGUUACCGCUUUGUCUCCCUCCAUGACGGUGUAUAUAGCGUCUCUAGGUCUGCAGGGGAUCAUCACCGGAUGUGUUUUCUUUUCAAUAUACACUCUAGGUAUGCUGAGGAGAGACAGAGAGAUUAACCCCAUGUUUUUACAGCUAGUGACGAAUUAA